AAUGAGUUAUCCCCUCUCGUACCUGGAAGACAAAACGCCAGGCUCAGUUGACGUGUGGAUGAGUGGCUUACCUGACAAGUAUCUCUGCAGACCCGAAACACCAGAGUUUGAGGCAAUGUGCUUGGCCGAUUUCGCUGCCACCUGUAGAAUUCUCUACGGCAAACAAGCAAGAGGUAAAAAUGCUAUUCCCUUGCUCAAUCAGAUGGGAUUUGUCCAAAAGAGAACCAACGAGAAACCUGCCGUCAUUAAAUAUCAUAUCGUCUCAGAGGAAAAGUUUCCUGAGCAGUUUCACCGCACGUUACUUAAGCUUUACCUCCCUCAUCGCUCAGAGGGCCAGCUAAAAUCUGUUCACUUCCCCACCUACAAGUCCUUCCAUGAGUGUGCCUGUGUUCAACCACCAGAUUUAGAUCACCUUGUGCGUGUUGCUCACAUUGUGAAACUAAACAGAGACAAAUAUGAGAAACACCGGGAAGAUAUUGAAAGUGCCAUCAGUGAGUAUGAACAAAACGGCGUCAUAAGAAACAAGUGGUGCAAUCUGGCUCCUGAGAGUGAAUUAGAAAGGUUAGAGUGCAUCAGUGAACUUGACGCAAGACAAAAUGACGAUGAUAACGUACAAGAGAAGAGACUUAAAUAUGGGCUCAGACGCACAUCCAGACGUUGCAAUCAUGAGAGAGGCCCCUGAGAUUGAUCCCACACUGUUACGCCAGAUGUAUCAGAACUUGAACCAAAAGCAAGCGUCUGUAUUCCACAUCGUCCGAGACUGGUGCUUAAAACGUGUCUGUGGCUUAAACUCAGAUCAGUUCUUCUUGUACAUUAAUGGUGGUGCGGAACAGGCAAGUCUCACCUAAUCAAAUGCAUCCACGCAGAGGCAUCUAAAAUACUGAGCAGACUUCCGCGAAAUGCAGACGAAGCAGACAUAUCAAAACCUACCGUUCUGUUAACCGCCUUUACUGGGACCGCAGCGUUCAACAUAUCAGGUACAACACUGCAUUGUCUCCUAAAGCUACCGAGAAGCCUAAAGCCUCCGUUCCAAGGUCUUGGCAAUAAACUAGAUGAAGUCAGGGCAGAGCUUUCAAAUGCAGAAAUACUAAUCAUUGAUGAAAUAUCCAUGGUCUCAAAGUCGCUCUUUGCCUAUGUUGAUGCGAGAUUGAAACAAAUCAAAGGAAGUUCCAAACCUUUCGGAGGAAUGUCUGUUCUCACUGUCGGAGAUUUCUAUCAGCUCCCGCCAGUCAGACAGCCUAAACCUCUGUGUGUCUACGACCUGAUGCAGAUCGAUCUCUGGCGUGACAAUUUUCAGAUGAUCACACUGACAGAAAUUAUGCGUCAGAAAGAUGACGUCCCCUUUGCUGAGAUGCUGAACAGAAUCCGUGUCAAAGAAAAGUCAGAGCCGUUGUCAGACGAAGACAGAGUAUUACUCUCGCGAGCUAUCACUGACCCUGAACAGUGUCCAAAAGACAUACUGCAUGUUUAUGCUACAAAUAAGCAGGUUGAUGUGCACAACUCUGAAUCGUUGGCCUGUUUUCACACUGACAUUGUAACGAUUGAUGCAGACGACUAUAAAAAAGAUGUCCAAACUGGUAAAAUGGCGAGACAAGCUGCACCUUCCAAAGGCACCAAAAAAGAGUUACCCGACUCAAUAAAAGUAGCCAUAGGUGCUCGUGUCAUGAUCACCAGAAACAUCGACGUGCAAUCAGGACUGUGCAAUGGAACUUUUGGAAAAAUUGGAAAAAUUGUGACCAGCGAAAGUGUCGCGCACGUCAAAACACUUGGUCUUGAACUUGAAAAUGUGCAAAACAGACACAGAGCAGCUAAUAAUAUUGUGUACAUAGACAGAGAGGAAGAAAAUCUGAAACAAAAGGGAGUGGUGCGCAGACAGUUUCCCAUAAAGCUAGCCUUUGCUGUAACUUCACACAAAACUCAAGGAAUGACUAUUUCCUCAGCAGCAGUAUCGCUAAAAUAUGUCUUUGAACACGGCAUGGCCUAUGUAGCUCUCAGUAGAGUGACCUCUCUCAGCGGACUGUAUGUACUUGAUAUGGAUGAAGACAAAAUAUAUGCCAACCCUGAAAUUAACGCUGCUCUUGGUGACAUGACAGAAGCUUCAGUAGAACAUAUAAUGCCUCUUCUUCAUGUCACAGCGACAUUAAACAGGCCAGACGCGUUUACUGUGGUCCAUCACAACGCAAAGGGACUGCCAUGUCAUAUUAAUGAUAUCAAAAGUCACCAUGAACUUCACCUGGCAGACGUCUUAUGUCUGACUGAAACUCACCUGCGAGGCUCCUUUGUUUCAGAAAGUCUCCAUUUAGAAGGCUACGGCUUGUUUAAACGGAAUAGAAAUGUUUCGUACACAAACUACCCUGACAUGGCCAGCAAAGACGGCGGUGGCGUUGCAAUCUAUGUGAAAAACCAUAUCAGAGUCCGUGAAAAAAGGUACAUCCAAAACGCGACUGAUAUCGAGUUUACCGUUGUCAAGCUCGAAGAACCAGUCAAUGCGCUGAUUGCAGUUGUGUACAGGCCUCCAGGCUACAGUGUCUGCUCAUUCUUAUCAAACCUAAAAGGUCUCUUGGAGUCACUUGAAAUCAUGGAUCAACAUCCCAUACUAGUCUGUGGAGAUUUCAAUGAAGAUUUGUUGUCCCGUGCGCGCAAGCCGAUACUUGAACUGUUUGAGUCUAAAGGUUACCAGCAACUCAUAACCGCUGCAACCACAGAAAAGAAUACUCUGUUGGACCACAUUUUCAUCUCUCGUCCACAGUGCUGUCUCCACUCGGGCGUGCUGCAAACUUACUACAGUUACCACAAUCCCGUGUACUGCAUCCUAACCACUGAAACGUCGUAAAUAUAACUCACAAGUGUGAUCCUCGUAAACUUUGAAACAGAACAGAAUAUUACUAAAUCAUUGCGUUAAUGACAGAAAGCUGAGAUUGUGUGAAUUAAUAGAUGUUUGGUUUUGUAGUUAUCAUUUUGUUGUUUUCUAAUGUGUUAAUUAAACAUUUUUACACAAAUCUAUAAUAAUAAUAAUAAUAAUAAUCAUGAUGCUGAUGAUGAUAUCAUCAUCAGCAUCAUCAUCAUCAUGAUAAUAGUAGUGAAAGUAGGGGGGUCGUCCUCAGCAGUCAGGUUAUAAAACCUGCACUGACUGCCCAUGCCUUUUAGUGGCUGGGAGGGAGGGAGGGAUGGAGGGACGAUCUCCCAAAAUAGAAAAAGGAACAAAUGAGAAAAAGAGAGAGUUUCACAGUGAAGGUUAAAUAGACAAAACAAUAUUGUGAAAUUGCAAUUUACUAGAUCAUGACAAACGUCUUACAUUGCGCUAUUGAAUAGCUUGUAGGUCAUAUUUACCCAAGGGAAACACUUACAACACCUGCCCUGUCUCCUGCAGCCUUUCAGAGGCUGAGAGCAAGGGAGGGAUGAAGGGACCAUGUCACUGAAACAGAAAACAAAAUAAAUACAAAUUUUAAUUUAAACAAACAAAUAAUGAUAAAUAAUAAUAAUAUAAAUAAUAAUAUAAAAUAAAUGAAUUAACUAAUAAAGAAAUACAAAGAAACAUAAAAACAAUAGAAUUAUGCAAAUCCCAUGCCAACCACCGAACUGCACCCCAGGUCAUGGUGAGUGAAAGGUAGAAGGUAAAAGAACAAUCACACCCUUAACAACUACUUAACUUUUUCCUGUGUAACCAGUAGGUUUUUUACAGAUAACAGACUGCUUUGAAGGACAGUGCAUGAGGAGAUGGAGUCCAGCAACCCGUCACUGCUGUCCUCACUGCUAACCUAAAGCAUCCAUGUACCUGGGAGUGGGAGUCAGCUCACCAAGAGGCCACUGCUUCACCAUUAAAUGACCUGGACCUCGUGUGAAACAAACAUGUUCCAGAGAUGAAGAGAAAGAACGCCAGUAACACACCACUCCUCACAUGUAUGAUGUGUGUCUCUGUUUUAUUGUGUAUUAGUGGAGUGCUAUGACGAGAUGUGAAGUUGGGCACACGUCAGUGAAGCAACAAGAUAUAUCAGCAGUCAUCUUGAGCUGGAGUCAAACAUAUUAAAUCAAGGAGGACUCCAGCAACACUUGACUGUGCUCUGCACAGCUAAGCCACACUGAGAGGCUACAAUGAACACACCUGACAACUGUCUGGACCUGUACCUGAACCAAAGCCACAUGGACCGAGGGACAGGAACAGGCAGUGCAGCUAAGUGUCUUUAGGUUAUGACCAAAUGUGAAGUUGGAAACAC
This is a messenger RNA of Epinephelus moara (kelp grouper), 4214 nucleotides long. RefSeq lists its product as uncharacterized. Gene Ontology annotation, molecular function: DNA helicase activity. The record is from RefSeq and is a predicted model, not a curated record. Lineage: Eukaryota; Metazoa; Chordata; Actinopteri; Perciformes; Serranidae. Gene Ontology annotation, biological process: telomere maintenance; DNA repair. Bases 1109 to 2833 code for a protein of 574 amino acids. The transcript has 5 exons.